CCUCCGGCCCGGCCCGGGCGCGCCCACCCCUCCGGGUCGGCACCUGCCGGGGGCAAUUGAAGAGCCGCGCGAAGUGACCCCAUCUUCGGCGGCAUGAGCCCGCCCCAGCAUCGUAAUCCCGGGGCACAGGCUCGCCCGCGGGCCCGGUCCCCAGCGCCGUCGGCCUGCCGCAUGGUUCCGGACACCGGCACCGCCGCGGAGAGGGCACCGGGCCGACACCUCCCCCAAGGCUCGGCUGAGGGCUCCUAGGUGCUGAUGACACCUAUGCCAGCCAUCUGGACGCUGCGUUCCCACUGCAAACUAGCCCUGCUGCCCGGGCCCAAUGCCGGUCAUGCCCAUCCCGCGGCGGGUGCGCUCCUUCCACGGCCCGCACACCACCUGCCUGCAUGCAGCCUGCGGGCCAGUGAGGACCUCUCACCUGGCCCGCACCAAGUACAACAACUUCGAUGUGUACGUCAAGACCCGCUGGCUCUACGGCUUUAUCCGCUUCCUGCUCUACUUCAGCUGCAGCCUCUUCACAGCGGCCCUCUGGGGCGCUCUGGCCACGCUCUUCUGCCUGCAGUACCUGGGAGUCCGCGUGCUGCUGCGUUUCCAGCUCAAGCUGUCGGUGCUGCUGCUGCUGCUGGGGCGGAGGCGUGUGGACUUCCGCCUCAUGAACGAGCUGCUCAUCUACGGCAUCCAUGUGACCAUGCUGCUAGUUGGGGGUCUGGGCUGGUGCUUCAUGGUCUUUGUGGACAUGUGAGGACCCAGCCUCCAUGGGGCUCUUGAUUGUGCCACAUUUCUUUCCUUGAAGGAUGGGGCUGGUAGGGGCCUCUUUUUGCCCCAUUCCAAAGGUAAGGCCUGAAGCACACACUCCCACUGAGGAGCGAAAAGGGCUGAGACUACUCUGUGAUGGGGACACCACAUCUCCCUGGUGGCUUCUGCGCUACUCUUCCUGUGCAGUUUCCCAAACGUGUGACAUCCCUCUUAGCUUCUCGCCUCUGGUUGCCUGUACGGUUUCAGGUUGUCCAGUG
Molecule: messenger RNA, 1013 nt
Organism: Chionomys nivalis (European snow vole)
Lineage: Eukaryota; Metazoa; Chordata; Mammalia; Rodentia; Cricetidae
Product: transmembrane protein 250-like
Exons: 1
Coding region: 323-742 (139 amino acids)
Source: RefSeq, a predicted model, not a curated record